UGAUUAUAAUAAUACUAAUUUAUCUGAAGCUUUGUCUAUUCUGGCUUCAAGACAAUUUUCUAGAAAUUUGAGUGAUUAUAAAAUAUCUAAUAAAGAUGCAAUAAAUUUUAUUUCUAUAUCAAGAUCAGUAGAAGAAGGA
Messenger RNA from Scutellospora calospora, 139 nucleotides. The record is from the annotation of a GenBank genome assembly. NCBI's taxonomy places the organism in Eukaryota, Fungi, Glomeromycota, Glomeromycetes, Diversisporales, Gigasporaceae.